This is a messenger RNA of Perca fluviatilis (European perch), 1572 nucleotides long. It is a transcript of the gene znf277, whose product is annotated as zinc finger protein 277. The coding region runs from base 29 to 1348 and encodes 439 amino acids. NCBI's taxonomy places the organism in Eukaryota, Metazoa, Chordata, Actinopteri, Perciformes, Percidae. The transcript has 12 exons. The record is from RefSeq and is a predicted model, not a curated record.
CCGCUGUUUUGACCACGUCACACCGAAGAUGGCCGCCUGUGCCGGGAGUAGAGAUGGUCAGGACAGCAUCCUGGAGCCCCUGUGUUUCCCGGAGCAGCGUGCCGACGCCCCCAGCAGCGCCCCCGGCGCCGAGCCGCCGCUGCUGUGUCCCUUCUGCCCCGAGUCGGUCCCUCUGCAGCACAAAGACGUCCUGCUCAAACACCUGCUGCUGGGGCACAAGCUGGUCAUCGCCGACGUCAAACUCAUCGCCGACCUGCCAAAGUACAUGUUGUACUGGAAGGGCCGAUUCUUGGAGCAACCGCUCACAGAUUUCUGCAGCGUGAUCAAGACGAACUCCACCGGUCCUGUCGAGAAGCAGGAGGACUACUUCCUGCUGUGCGAUGUCCUUCCAGAGGACCGAGACCUCCGAGAGAAGCUCCAGCAGAAACGACUGGAGGAGGUGCUGGAGCAGCAGCAGCAGGAGAGAGACGACAGCAGCUUCCAUCGCCUCUGCAUGUUCUGCAGCGAAGAGUUCACUGGGAACAGGGCGUCUCUGCUGAACCACAUGGCCCGAGAACAUUCCUUCGGCAUCGGGCUGCCGGACAACAUCGUCUACUGUGACCAGUUCCUGGACACGCUGCAGAGCAAACUGGACAAUCUGCAGUGUUUGUACUGUGAGAAAACCUUCCGGGAUAAAACCACGCUGAAGGAUCACAUGAGGAAGAAAGCUCACCGCCGCAUCAACGCCAACAACAGCACGUACGACCGCUUCUACGUCAUCAACUACCUGGAGCUGGGCAAGACGUGGGAGGAAGUGCAGAGCGAGGACGACCGAGAGCUGCUGGACGAUGAAGAUGAUGAUUGGUCGGACUGGCAGGCUCAUCCGGUCUCCGCUGUGUGUCUGUUCUGUGAUCACCAGUCAGAGACCAUGGACCAGAUCUACACACACAUGAAGGAAGAGCACGGCUUUGAUCUCCAUUAUCUGAGGACGGAGCUCAACCUGCGGUUCUACCAGCAGGUCAAACUGGUGAACUUCAUCCGGCGCCAGAUCCACCAGAGCCGUUGCUACGGCUGCCAGCAGACGUUCCCGUCCCGAGACGGCGUCCUGCGCCACAUCGUGUCCGAAGGCCACGCCAUGAAGCUGCCGGACGCGUCCACCUGGAACCAACCGCAGUAUUACUUCCCCACGUACGAGAACGACGGCCUGCUGUGCACGCUGUCCGACAGCGACGACGAAGACGAUGAAAGCGGCGAGCGGCGCCGCGGCGAGGACGUCCCGGUCAUCGCGGAGGACAUCUCCGACCUCCGAGCGCUGAAGCAGAGCAGCGUGCUGAAGCAGCUGCUGAAGAACAGAGGCUCCUGCAGCUAGACGGCCCGACAGGCACGCUCCCACAAUCCUUCAGGGGCUCAACGCAACGUUUGUGUUUUCACUUGUCCAGUCGGACAGGUGCAGCGCUGUAGUCUACGUGAUAGGCAGGUAUACCCUGCAGCAUACCCACUAAGAAAGCUCCAGGAUUUCCAUAUGCACACUUAAAAAUGCCCCAAUGACACGCAACAACAUACUUUCCAUUAUAUUUUUGAUAUAUGUUGAAU